GACCAUUCCCAGAAAACCCGUACCUUUAUUCAAAGAAGUCUCGUAAGAUGAAUUUCUUAUCGUGCCCCAGAAAACCUCUACUUACCAUGUUUUGCUUGCAGCGUUGGUUUAUGGCAGCCUCCAUUUCAUCACCUUUGAUGGUACGGAGUACUCCUUCAAGGCCCUGGGAGAGUUCGUGAUCGUGCGUCUCUCCUCCAACACCGGCUCUAAUAUCUUCACCCUGCAAGGACAGACUGACAAGCUACACACAGACGCAAAGGGGAUCAUUGAGGUCCCAGUGGUGGUGCGCAUGGCUGCCUUCCACCAGGGCAUUGGCAAGAUUGAAUGGAGAUGUGCAGAGAAAGGAGAUGGACUCCAGGUUUUUGUGGAUAAUGUUGAAGUCCCAGUUACCGUUGGUGUCGUGCACACGGCUGCGAAGGACUUCGCUGUGCGCUGCGUGUCGGUGAGUCGCUGUGCAGCAGUGUACGCUGGUGGUCUCCAUGUGGUGGCCUGGCGGAUUGCGGGCCACAAUCAGCUGGCGGCCAUGGUGGGGCUUCCUCACACCUUCUUCAACCGCACCGUGGGUCUCAUGGGUCUGUGGAGCUCCAACCGCUCGGACGAUUUCCUCAUGUCAGACGGCAAGCUCCUCCCCUCAGUGGACCUCACCCCCCCCUCAGAGGAGAGACUGCAUUACUUUGGCUUGUCAUGGGCAGUGCCAGUCCCAGAGAGCCUGUUGUUCUCUCCACCUCCACUCGUUCCACUGAAGCAUGUCUCCGCUGAACACCUGCUGGAACGCGUGAGUCCUGCUGAGGUGGAGGAGCUGAGGAGAACCUGUAAAGGCAGCAUGGUGUGUGUCCACGACACCCUGGCAUCUGGCAGCUCUGACAUGGGCCUGCAGUCUCUGGACGCCGAGAAGCAGUUCCAAAAUCUGGCUCUGAUCUAUGGUAACAUGCCUCCUAUAGUGACAGAGCCCACAGUGAUCCACGGCAAGGUCAAUUCUACUGUCAACACUAAGAUUGCUGCUCAGGACCCCAACGGAGACCCCAUCACCUACUCGAUGCUCUAUCCCAGGCCUGCUGGGGCUUCCAUUGGCAGUGGUGAUGGCUACCUGACGUGGACUCCCCUCAGCACCCAGCCUGUGCAGCUGACUAUCAGGGUCAGCGACAAGCUCUCCAGCUCCCUGUUCAGUCCGAUCCUGCGUGUUUGCAGCUGCCUCAACGGAGGAACCUGCCAGUAUGACAGCAUUGCCGAAAACCACCAGCAGGGAAAGUUCCAGGUGGUCGGCUGCCUGUGUCCAAAGGGCUUCAGUGGAAAGUUCUGUGGGAACACCUCAGACAUAUGUCAAGGCAAGCCCUGCUUCCGAGGGGUGAAGUGCCAGUCGAAGACAGAGCCCGACCAGUUCACCUGUGGAGAGUGUCCUGAGAGUACUGUCUCUAAUGGAAAACAGGGAUACAAGUGCUUUGAGCAUGACAUGUGCAUCCAUCCUUACCCCUUUCCUUGCCACAAAGAUGCCGACUGCCACAGCACAAAACAAAACUACACCUGCACAUGCAAGCCUGGCUUUGCAGGAAAUGGACACAACUGCACAGAUAUAGACGAGUGUGCAGAGCUCUCCAGCUGCCCCAAUGCUAAGUUUGAGUGUAAGAACAAGCCGGGCUCCGUUGACUGCCUCUGUAGAUACAAGGACACCAAGGACACUGACGGAUGUGGUGACUCUGCCAACCCUCCAGGGUCUAAUUUGUUCAAUGUCUCUGUGAACUGGAAGAAGGACGAAUCUGAUGGACUGGAUCAGCUGGUGGACAUCAUGAUGAUGGGUUUCCAGAACAAAUUCUACAACGCCAGCAAGAAGGAGCCAGGACAGAGCUCUAAACCAGGCUCGGGGGAAUAUCGUAUCAACAUGUCCAGUGACACACCCCACUGGUAUAUCAGAGACUACCUGGCCAGAGUCAGCGGCCACUAUGACAUCAGUGGCAUUGAGGUUGAUGAUCUGGACGAGUGUAAGGCCAAGGAGGCGUUGUGUGUCUCUCCAGCCCUGUGUGCCAACACCUACGGAGGCUACAGGUGUGUCUGCAACGGCACUGAUCUGGAUGAAACCCAGUCCUGUGUAUUAGGGCGAGGCAAGGGGGGCGAUGUGGAGCUGGACCUUGUUCUGGGCCUGGUUCUGGGCAUCGGCAUCCCUCUGCUCCUGCUGCUCCUCCUGGCUGCACUGGCCUGCUUCUGCUGCUGCAAGAAGACUGUGACUGGGGACCUCCCCCACUUGUUGCCAGACCACAUCCAGGAGCAGCACAACCCCCCGCCCUUCAACUACUCGGACCCUGCCCUGCAGUACAUGACCCACUGCAGCCCUCGGAUCAUAGACAACAUCACACCCAGGCAGCGCCUCAGAUAGCACAUGCUAAAACGCCAUAAACACACAUGCAUGUGUUUGCAAAAUCACUCUCACGGACACUGAAAAGACAGUAAGCUUUCAAACACAAUGCAAGCACUUUUGGAGCCUCUAUAUAUGUUUUAUGAUGACAAGAUGAACAACUCUUAUUUAUAUUGUAGCAAACAAGUAAUUAAAGCAGAGUGACAUUUAACGUCAGUCAUUUCCAAUCCUCUCUGCUGAGCGAUGGACCUGCCAAGUGUGAGCUUGGAAGGUGUGUUUUUUUGUUUUUUUGCCUUGACAACAGUUUACAGUCAGAGACUGACCCAGCAGAACUUGACAAUCGCUUGGCUGGAGACAUUGAUGAAAAGUACACCACUGCAGUGGUCUUUAGCUUCCAGCUGAUACUAGGCCAAAAGCAUCCUUGAUAGGGACAUUAGCAUGUAUCUGGCGUGUCACACUCCAGCCCUCUGUUCACAAUUAUACUCAAGUGUGUUAUUGUUCUUCUCCAAAAUGUACAGUAAUACAUCAAUAUUUGGAAAAUCUGCAAUUUCUUAAUCACCAAACCAUUGUCAAUUCGAUUUAUGUGGUUGUCAUUAUUCUGCAAACAUUUUCAAAAGUUGGCAACACUGUUUUCUAAAAGCAUUUAUCUCAUUUUGGAAUCACAUGAUGACAAACAAUAAUUGUUCACUUCCUGUUCACACAGCUGAGUAAUUCAGCAUUUCAACAGAUGUGUAAA
Molecule: messenger RNA, 3083 nt
Organism: Scophthalmus maximus (turbot)
Lineage: Eukaryota; Metazoa; Chordata; Actinopteri; Pleuronectiformes; Scophthalmidae
Product: mucin-like protein
Exons: 15
Coding region: 290-2368 (692 amino acids)
Cellular component (GO): membrane
Molecular function (GO): calcium ion binding
Source: RefSeq, a predicted model, not a curated record